AUGUUCUUCAUUGGAGCCAAACUCUUCCUUGCAGGUGCAUUACUCGGGUUGUCAGCCGCAGCUCAUCCCCUUGAAACAGAAGGAGAAUCAUGUGAAGCACCUCAUAGGGCCAAGGCAGUUUAUUUUCUGACAAAUGAGGAUUUGAACUCGGUGGUUUCAAUCCCAAUAAAUCUCGACGGUACACUCUCUGGAGGUCUGACGACACCCACCGGAGGGAAUGGCAGUAGUACUGUUAAUGCCACCGGUGGCCCCAACGGUCCCGAUGCUCUGGGCUCACAAUCUGCUUUGACUGUUUUAGAAAAUCUUCUAUUUGCUGUCAAUCCCGGAUCGAACACUUUGAGCAUGAUGAAAAUCUCAGAGGCAGACCCAACAGUUCUUACUCUCCUCGGUGAACCAGCUCCCUUGCCUGGUCAAUUUCCUGUGACGGUGGCGGCUUCGAACAAGAACAGCUUGGUCUGUGUAGGCACAACGGGUGCCAUAGCUGGAAUUUCUUGCGCUUCCUAUACAUCUCAAGGUUUAGGUGAAAUGAGUCCACUGAUUUCAUUUAACUUGAAUCAAACUUCACCUCCCUCCGGGCCUUUGAAUGGUGUGGCUCAGACAUUUUUCUCUGAGGACGAAACCCGUCUUUUCACCACGGUGAAAGGUGACCCUGCCAGUAAUAACACCGGUUUCGUGUCUGUGUUACCCAUUGAAAACUUUUACGUCUACUCUGGAGCGCACGAUAUCCGAAGUUCACCAAACGGAACGGCCGUACUAUUUGGAUCCACAGUCAUACCUGGGACUUCCACCAUCUUUUCGGCUGAUCCUUCUUUUGGGGCGGCAAUUCUCCAGCUGAAUCCAUUCACAGACGAGGUUUCGCUGGUUUCGAAACAAAUUAUUGCAGGUCAACAAGCAACCUGCUGGGCUGCUUAUUCCAAGGAAAGACAAAGUGUUUUCGUAACUGAUGGAGCAGUCAAUCGCCUGGUCGAGUUGAGCGCAGUGGAUACCCAAAUCGUAUCAAUUGUCAAGCUCACCAACGGUGACCCUGGAUUAAUUGAUCUCAAAGUCUCUGGUCGUUACAUAUACGCUUUAUCUCCGGGUAAUGGCACCAAUCCUGCCGCCGUGACUGUCGUGGAUUCUUUCAUAGGCCGUCAGAUUCAGCAUUUCCUUGUCGAUGGAUUGGGUGCUAGUAAAAGCUCGCAAGGUAUGGCGCUUUUGGAAUAG
Talaromyces atroroseus is the source of this 1203-nucleotide messenger RNA. RefSeq lists its product as hypothetical. Lineage: Eukaryota; Fungi; Ascomycota; Eurotiomycetes; Eurotiales; Trichocomaceae. Gene Ontology annotation, molecular function: protein binding. The coding region runs from base 1 to 1203 and encodes 400 amino acids. The record is from RefSeq and is a predicted model, not a curated record. The transcript is spliced from 2 exons.